AUGACGCAGAAACCGAGAGUGAUGGCGGAGUCUGUGCUUGCAAAGGAUUCAUUAAAACGACUAAUAAUCAACCUACAUGCGACCUGUAUAGGGUUAAAGCUGAAGGGAGUGACGCUGCCACAGUAUUUAAGAGUACUCUUGAGACACUUAAUGCAGUUGCAAAAGUCGCCAGGUUCACUUUUGGAGCACAGGACCAGAGCCAGAGUGCUGCUGUUAUCUCUGGGAUUGUCUGGGGCCUUCGUAGCUUCCAGUGCUACUUACGCAGCCCUUUUGAUUGUGAGGAAAAUAUACUCUCUAUACAGGCACUCAAGAUUACAUGGUAGAAGAUCGAUUUUGCCUCGCACAAGGUCGCAAACCCAGUUGACAACAGGUGGAAGAAUUAUGUACAUACCAGAAUCUAAGUCAAUUUUGGAAAUGAUGACGAACAAUUCUGCAAACGAAAAACCGACAGACCAGCCAGAGUUUGUGAAACCUGUCGCGGAAAGUAAGAAAAUCUACAUACGACCUAGAGAUGAUGAUGUUAUCGAACAUGACAAGUAUCUCUUCAAAAACGUGGAAUUGGGACGAGCCAAAAAUUCACAGAUUUUUUAUUCUAAAUUUUUGAAUCAAAUGCAUGUUUUAUCAAGAAUUUUAAUACCGUCAGUCAUCGACAAGAAUUCAAUGUUGUUAAUCGUACAGAUUUUUUUUCUGGUUAUGAGAACAUGGCUUUCACUGUUUGUUGCCAAAUUGGAUGGUCAGAUUGUUAGAGACAUUAUUGCUGGUAAAGGCAAAAGGUUCAUUCUGGAUCUAGCUUGUUGGUUUUUAAUCGCAUUACCAGCAUCCUAUACCAAUAGCGCAAUUAAAUUAUUGCAAAGAAAAUUAAGUCUGAAUUUUAGGGUUUACCUAACCCGCUAUAUCCAUGACAUGUAUUUGGAUAAAAAUUUGGCUUUUUAUAAGGUCAUUUUCGAUUCCAAAUCAGCCAGUUCUGUUAUCAAAAAUAUUGAUAACUCAAUUACAAGUGAUGUAACUCGAUUUUGUGAUGCAACGUGCUCCGUUUUUGCUAAUAUUGCCAAGCCGGUAAUAGAUUUGAUAUUUUUUUCAUUUUAUUUGCGUCAUAACUUAGGCAGCUUUGGUGUGGUUGGUAUCUUUGUUAAUUAUUUUAUUACUGGAUAUUUACUGAGAAGGUUUACCCCACCGCUAGGUAAAUUAGCAAGUAGUAAAUCAAGUGCAGACGGUGAUUAUUACAACUAUCAUUUAAACUUAAUCAAUAACAAUGAAGAAAUUGCAUUUUAUCAAGGAACCCAAGUUGAAAAAUCAAAAGUGCUUGAGUUAUACGAAAUUUUAAUGGAUCGUACGUUAAUGAUGGACAAGAGAAAAUUUAAUUAUAAUGUCAUCGAAGAUUACAUCUUAAAAUAUACUUGGUCAGGACUGGGCUAUGUGUUUGCUUCAAUACCAAUAGUUUUAACUACGCUUUCGACAGCUAUUAGUUCAGAAGAUAGCAAUAUGAAAGAAUUUAUCGUUAACAAAAGGUUAAUGUUAUCUUUAGCAGAUGCAGGUUCCCGAUUGAUGCACUCCAUAAAGGAUAUUUCGCAAUUAACAGGCUACACUAAUAGAAUAUUUACAUUGCUGUGCACGUUGCACAGAGUUCACUCUAGGAACUUUAAUUACGGGGCAAUCGAAACACUACCCAAAUUGAUCACAGCUGUUGAUCUCAAGAGAUCGGAUAGUAGUCCACAACAAAAUAAACAAGACAUUAUCCAAGGAACAGUACAAAGAAACUUUAAUGGCGUGAGGAUUGAAAAUGUUGAUGUAAUAAUACCAUCUGUACGAGCCAAUGAGGGAAGCAAAUUGAUAAAAAAAUUGACUUUUCAAAUUCCACCUCACAUUGAACAGUCAUCUUCCAAUGUCAAUUCUGUACAGGAUUUGAGAAGAGUUUUUGAUGCCAAUUUACCAUUUUUCGAUGGGCCGGGUUCAAGUUUGUUAAUCUUGGGGCCGAAUAGUUGCGGUAAAAGUUCCGUUCAACGUAUAAUUGCGGAAAUAUGGCCAGUAUAUAAUAAAAAUGGUCUUCUUUCCGUUCCAUCUGAAGGAGCUUUAUUUUGUGUACCACAGAAACCAUAUUUUACAAGAGGUGGGACCUUGAGGGAUCAAAUUAUUUAUCCAUUAUCAUCAGAUGAGUUUUUCGACAGAGGAUUUAAAGAUAGAGAUUUGGUUCAAAUCCUUAAAGAGGUUCAUCUGGACUAUUUAUUGAAAAGAGAUAAAGGGUGGUCAUAUUUGGAUGUUGUCGCAGAUUGGAAGGAUCUUUUGAGUGGUGGAGAAAAGCAAAGAAUGAAUUUUGCACGAAUUAUGUUUCAUAAACCGAGAUUCGUCGUUUUGGAUGAAGCAACAAAUGCUAUUAGUGUCGAUAUGGAAGAUUAUCUCUUUAAUUUACUAAAGAGAUAUAGAUUCAACUUUAUUAGCAUAUCUCAAAGGCCCUCGCUAAUAAAAUAUCAUGAUCUGCUUCUAGAAAUAACAGAUACAACGUCAGGGUCAUGGCAGCUGCAAGCUCUUGGUACGGAUGAAGCCAUUACUUCAAUCGAUCAUGAAAUUGAUGAGCUAACACAAAAAAUGGCAAAUGUUCAUAAAUGGGAACUAGAAAGAGAAGAGUUAAGAAGUAAAUUAGCUGUCAUUUAG
This is a messenger RNA of Zygotorulaspora mrakii, 2649 nucleotides long. It is a transcript of the gene PXA1, whose product is annotated as ATP-binding cassette long-chain fatty acid transporter PXA1. Gene Ontology annotation, cellular component: peroxisomal membrane. The transcript has a single exon. Gene Ontology annotation, biological process: long-chain fatty acid import into peroxisome; very long-chain fatty acid catabolic process; fatty acid beta-oxidation. Gene Ontology annotation, molecular function: long-chain fatty acid transmembrane transporter activity; ATP hydrolysis activity; ABC-type transporter activity. The record is from RefSeq and is a predicted model, not a curated record. Bases 1 to 2649 code for a protein of 882 amino acids. Lineage: Eukaryota; Fungi; Ascomycota; Saccharomycetes; Saccharomycetales; Saccharomycetaceae.